Messenger RNA from Quercus lobata, 1776 nucleotides. RefSeq lists its product as uncharacterized. The record is from RefSeq and is a predicted model, not a curated record. The coding region runs from base 1 to 1776 and encodes 591 amino acids. NCBI's taxonomy places the organism in Eukaryota, Viridiplantae, Streptophyta, Magnoliopsida, Fagales, Fagaceae. The transcript is spliced from 2 exons.
AUGGUUAUGGAAGAGUUGUGUAAGAACCCUGCUGUGCACAACAUACACAUUACUUAUCGCAUGCCAAAUGAAAUCCUGAAGCACCGGAUUAAUUACAAGUACAUGGCGAUAGAAGCAGACAAACAUGUGAAGAUCAUAUUUGACAAGUUGGAGAGAAUACCUGAAGUAACUAACAUUGAGUUGUACAUACAGUUGGAGCCAUGUGCAGAAGUUGGUAUUGAGGAAAUCCAACAAACACAAACAAGUUUACAAGUUACAGUUCCAGAUGCUCAAUACCAGUAUUUUACACAUGAUGAGGAUGAGGAUGAUGACUAUGUUGAUGAAAAUAUUGCCAUUAACGGUGAAGAUUUUGGCGAUAGAGAUGAGAUUGAAGACAUGAUUGAACAAGGGGACUUUAGGGACUUUGAGAGGGACAUUGAUGACGAUGAGACAUUGGACGGUAGUCAACCUGAUGCAUACAAUGUUCUUAGUGUCCAAAACAUUACAGACACAAUCCCUGUGUACUCACCACCUGCCUUGUCAUUUUCUGAAAAUACUUGGGAAAAUUUAUUUGAUCCUUCACAUAUUGAGACACUAUUUGUGUCUAGUUGGAGAGAGGGGAUGAAUUUGUGUAAAGGCUUGACUUUUGCCAAUAAAAUGGAGGUGCAACGUGUAUUAACAAAGUGUGCCCUCAAGGAAAACAAACAUUUUAUGAUCACUAGGUCAACCACGACAAAACUUUGUGCGAAAUGCGUUGAUGAGUCAUGCACGUGGUAUGUCUGCGUAGUCAUGAAGCCCAAGUUCCACAAUCUAUGGAUGGUCACCGUGUACAAGGGUCCUCACACUUGUAUAUGGACUGGGGUGCGAAAUGAUGGUAGAAUGAUGAGUUGUAAAUUUAUUGCAGAUGACAUCCUUAAGAAGUUAUGUGAGGAUCACACUACCCCAAUUAAGCAUCUCAGAUCUAUGAUAGAGUCGAAAUAUGAGGGACAAAAGCCUUCUUACUACAAGGUGUGGGAUGCGAAACAAAAGGCGAUUGGGAAGAUGUUUGGGAAUUGGGAAGAGUCUUACCAAAGGUUGCAGAAGUUGCUAAUGACAUAUAUUGAUCAGGAUCCGACUACGCAGGUGUUCUAUCGUACCACAUCCACCGGUGAAGAUGACACAGUAUUUUUGAAUUAUGUGUUUUGGUCUUUCGGUCUAAGCAUUGAUGGAUUCAAAUAUUGCAAGCCGGUUAUCAGUAUUGAUGGGACCCAUCUGUAUGGUAAAUAUCAGGGAAAGUUGUUGGUUGCAAUGGCAACCGACGCUAACAACAAGGUAUUCCCUCUUGCCUUUGCUAUUGUGGAUUCUGAGUCAGGGUCUAGUUGGAGGUGGUUUUUACAAUGCCUCAGAGAUGCGAUUGGCCGCGUGAUACCUAACGAAGGCAUUUGCAUAAUUUCUGACCGACAUCUCGGUAUCAAAAACGCCAUUGCAAACUGUCCUAGAAGGGAUGAUGGAAGAGCACUGGUAUUUCAUAGAUAUUGCCUUCGACAUGUUGCUAGCAACUUUAACACACAUUUUCAGAACUCGACUCUGAAGUCAGCGGCGUUGAAAGCCGGAUAUGCUAGUCAGGCAGUGAAAUUUACCUCCAUAAUGGAGACCAUUAAGCAGGCGGAAAUUGAGGCCAUUAGAAAUAAGAAGAAGUUGACGGGGAAGGAUGGCAAGGAAAAGAAUCAAGAUUAUCUUCCAUACACAUACCUAAUGGCGAGUCUGUGGAUAUGUGGACCCAGUCACAUGAUGGUGGGAGACGUUUUGGGGCAAUGA